Molecule: messenger RNA, 1104 nt
Organism: Parastagonospora nodorum SN15
Lineage: Eukaryota; Fungi; Ascomycota; Dothideomycetes; Pleosporales; Phaeosphaeriaceae
Exons: 2
Coding region: 1-1104 (367 amino acids)
Source: RefSeq, a predicted model, not a curated record
AUGCCCAUCACAGUGUUGUCUUACGAUCCUGCUUGGGCCGAUGACUUAGCGCAGAUUAAGAAAGAGUUGGAAGCGGGCCUCGACGGCGUGCCGUUCGUGUCCAUCGAGCAUGUCGGCAGUACAUCCAUCCCAGGCCUAGCUGCAAAGCCAAUCCUAGACAUCGACGUCGUCGCGACCCAGGAACAACUGCAACCCGUUCUCGAAGCGCUUCAGCAUCCUGAUCUGCAGCUCAUAUACAUGGGCGAGCUGGGUAUUCCGGACCGACAUGCAUUUCGUGCGCCGCAGAAGUUACCUGUCCGCAAUUUGUACGUCUGUAUCGAAGGCUCUGCUGCGUUGCGGAACCAUCUUGCUGUUAGGGAAUUGUUGCGCGAUGACGAGGGUUUACGACGGGAGUAUGGCGCUCUCAAAUCGGAGCUUGCGGCGAGCGGUAUGGAGAUUCACGAAUACAUGAAGGCCAAAGGCGCAUUCAUGAUGAGGAUGCUCAAACUCUCGAAUCAACUCACAGAUGCAGAAAUUGAGGACAUUCGCACAGCAACCAGCUCUGCUAUACGCAUGGCGCCAAUACAGUUGGAGCAUCUCUUCAUGCGAGAAUUUGUCAUAAGCGACGUGGACGGCUUGCAGCAGGCGGGACUAGCGACGACGACGAAAGAGGCGGAAGAGUUGGUGGUAGACAUAAUCAGAAAUGGAGGAAUGACGAAGAGGAAACAUGUUGAGCUCGCGAUACUUGCGCGAGGGAAUCAAGACGAGAGUGAAGGAAAACAAAUCAUGGGCCGUGUGGGUAUCAGGAUGAUUGAAGAUUGUGCAACGGUCGCGACGGACGGUUCGCUGAGGCGAGUUCUCGACGCCAUACCAACGGAGUUGAAGCGAGGCCGCAUGUAUCUGCUGUAUGCCUUUUGCGACCCAAAGACAGAUGAUGCGACCAUGAUGAGGAUUGCGCUGGAUGCAUUCAUUUCUGCACUUGCGCAGGUUGCUCCGAAGAGGUCCAGUGAGCAAGGUGCGACCUUGGAAACCGUUUGGCAUCUGCUUGAGGGUCGAAAGCUUUCGAAAUUAGACAACGCGUGCGUCGAAGGGGCCGCAGUCUUCCUCAUCGAAAAAACUACUUAA